GCGCUGCCCGCUGGAUGUGGCGCACUAGCUGAAGAUGAGGCAUUAAUAAAAGAUGAGUUUGACGUUCAUUUCCUUUCUGCUGACUGAAACCCGAGCUGGAUCCAGAUAAAAGGGUUCCAUUAGACGGCUCCACAGGGAUGGGGGGAAGGGAGCAGAACACCAGUAGCCCUCCGAUUCCUGGAUGGCUCUGCAUAGAACCAGCAUCAGUGAGUAGAGUGGCGAGUGCUAGCUUUUCAGCCUAGAACGUCAAGUUGUAAUAUAGGACAUUUUCUCUGCUCCUGGUCAUGGAUUCCUAGAGAUUGACCGUGUCUUCAGCGUGUCUUUAGCGCUCUAGUUAAUGCUUCCUGUCCCUUUAAAUCCAUGACAUCACAGGUCCCCAUCCCCCUGCAGACUACAUUUCCCAGCCUGCCUUGCAGUGUGGAGGGAGGGGAGCGGAGCAGUACUGCAGCUGUAAGGAUGCUGAGCAGAUGCCGGAGAAUACUGUUCAGCUCUGGGUCCCCUGUUCCUGUCAGUCGUCUGCAGCGCUCAGACUUCUGCUGGUAGAUGUCCCAGUCUGGUCUGGGACUGACACAGACACUUCUGUACCUGCUGCAACUCUCAUCCUCCGACAUGCAGGCGACCCAGGGACUUCUACUGCAAAUGAAUGGUGGCCUUGGAUCUCUUGUGUGAUUGACUGGAGGCUGCUGUUGCCUUGGGAUCUUAUACCCUUCUGUCUGGUGCUUCAGGUCCUCACUUACCUGCUUCAGUCUGGCAUCCUGAGGGUCUUCAUCUUCUGGUCAUCACGUGGAGCUUUUAACCCUCUAUCUCCUGCAUCUCAUUUCUCCAGCAUCUUCACCUUUCAGCCAUUGUCGGUCUUCCACCACGAGCAUCACUUCUGUAGUAUCCAUCAUUCCUGCAGUGAUGUCUCCCUGGCUCCGUGCCCACCAUCUAACCACCAUCACAUCUGUCCAUCGCUGACCGUCCUGGCCUAGGUCCUUUCUUCUGUGUGUGGAGUUAUGUAGGGUCACAGGACAGCUCGGUGAUGACUUCAGGUCUCGGGGACCCGUCCUGGAUUUUGUGUAGUUGAUGUGUAAAUAACCUUUGCUUCCCUCCCUUCCGUUUUUUGGACUUGUCGCUCCUCGACCUCGCUCUGUCCAUGCUGCAUUGCUUGGCCUCGAUUCUUGCCGAGUUGUCUGCAUGGCCGCCCUCUGCUGUGUUCUCUGAUGACCAUGCUUAAUAUUCCCGCUAGAUCCUUUUACGUGGAAUUCUCUAAAUCUUUACAAUUGAGUUUAAUGAGAUUGUGCUUUUUUAACUGAUCAUUAAGGGUUAACCUCUCGUCUCCUCCAUCCCGUGGGAUUGUGUACUGCGGACAUAAGGCUGGCUAGGGAGCCCCUCACUGAAGCCUCUGUUCUGGGGGCCUCUUCCUGAUGAGAGCGGUCACUGGAGCCUUCUGUAGAGAUGCCCUCCCCAACAGAUUCCAGUUUUUCCCUUACUGGACGGACAUCCCGCAGCCUGUCCCAGCUGAGGCUCCACCGGGCUUGGACACAUGUGCUGCUAGCACUGGGGUUUGUGCAGGUGAUUCUGGGGGUCCUCAUAGUCACGUUCAGUCUGGUCACAGCUUCUAUCACCACAAACACCAAAAUCAAACACUCAUGUCCAUCGUGGGCCGGAUUUUCUGUAAGUUCUGCUUCUUUUCUGGAGUCGGUACCUACGCUCUGCUCUCAGCGUAGUCGGGGGGCCUCGGACCAUGAACAGUCAGUUCAUGGUGCUUCCUUCAGAAUGUGGCAGCCUGCCUUGUCUAGAAGGAUCUACUGAAAGGAUAUAUUACCUGAGGAGUAGGAAGACAUGUUGGGAAUCUGGGGUGCAGGACAGCUGUAUAAUGUGGGGAGAGGUGCGUAGGAGGACAGAUAUUUUGGGUGUGUGGAGUCCUGCUAGAUGAGCGGAGGACACAUAUUAGGUGUUGUGGAUGGCCGGGAGCAGUCUGAGCUCAGGUACUGAGAGGUGCGUGGAGGGGGUCAGGUAGUAUGAGUAUGUCUGUGGAGACAAUCACAGGACAGUCUGACGGGUGUAGAGUCACAGAAGGGUAUGAUGGGUGUAUAGAGUAGCGGAAGGAUCUGACUGGUGUAGAGAGUCGCGAAAAGGUAUGACUGGUGUAGGGAGUCGCGAAAAGGUAUGACGGCCGUAGAGAGCCACAGAAGGAUCUAACGGCCGUAGGGAGCCCCAGAAGGAUCUAACGGCCGUAGGGAGCCCCAGAAGGAUCUAACGGCCGUAGGGAGCCCAAGAAGGAUCUAACGGCCGUAGGGAGCCCAAGAAGGAUCUAACGGCCGUAGGGAGCCCCAGAAGGAUCUAACGGCCGUAGGGAGCCCCAGAAGGAUCUAACGGCCGUAGGGAGCCCCAGAAGGAUCUAACGGCCGUAGGGAGCCCCAGAAGGAUCUAACGGCCGUAGGGAGCCCCAGAAGGAUCUAACGGCCGUAGGGAGCCCCAGAAGGAUCUAACGGCCGUAGGGAGCCCCAGAAGGAUCUAACGGCCGUAGGGAGCCCCAGAAGGAUCUAACGGCCGUAGGGAGCCCCAGAAGGAUCUAACGGCCGUAGGCAGAAGGCCAUAUAAUAGACGUAGAGGGCUACGGAAGGAUCUGACAGGCGCAGGGAGCCAAAGAAACCCCUAUAACUGGCAAAGAGAAACCCAUAAAGAUCUGAUAGACGUAGAGGGUAACAGAAGUAUCUAACGGGUGUAGGGAGCCACAGAAGGAUCUAAUACUGGGGGUAGGGAGCCACAGAAGGAUCGAAUACUGGGGGUAGGGAAACAGAGAAGGAUCUAAAACUGGGGGUAGGGAAACGCAGAAGGCCCUAUAACUUGGGGUAGGGAAACGCAGAAGGCCCUAUAACUGGGGGUAGGGAAACGCAGAAGGCCCUAUAACUGGGGGUAGGGAAACACAGAAAGAUGCAAUGAGUGUAGGGAGCCACAGACGCCCUAUAACGGGCAUAGAGGGUAACAGAAGUAUCUAACCGAUGUAGAGGGUCACAGAAGGCCCUAUAACAGGCGCAGAGGGUCACAGUGGGAUUUAUAUUGGGUGUAGAGGGUCAUGGCUGGUGCUGUAGAUUCCAGAGAGCUGUGAUGGGGGUGGUGCUGACCGGACUUGUAAUAUUGUGUUAUAUUGAGGACCUGGUCACGUACACCAGUCUCCAUCCAUGUGUAUAAUGGUCACUUUCUAACACACUGUCCCUUUUUUCCUUCUUUCUUUUACCUUCCACCAUCCCUCCAUACAUUGACUCUUCACCCCCCAUUACCCUGUCUCUCCCGUUUUGUGGUCUUCUUCCGACCCUCUUUCCUCUUCCUUUGCUCGUCCUUCUCUUAGUUGGCUGUUUCAGGCCUCAUUGGCUGCAUCUCAUGGAAAAAGCCGAUCACUCUGGUGGUAAGUAUGGAGCCGAGGCUACCGGGUAAGGUUGGGUCGUAUUGAUCUUGAGCACGAUGCAUGGCAGGUUCUAGACUGGUAGAAAACUCACUAGACUAUUUGGAGCGAGCUUAUCAAUGUACGCAGGUAGGAUAGCACAAAGUGUUCAGGAAAAAUAUGCCCCACAAAAAGAAGCGGAUAAGGUGCAACUCCAGCCAGUGGGAUCUGGUGGGCAAGACAACACAGGACGGUAUAUACAGACUGGCUGGUGGCGAUAUACAGGCGGUGGCGAUAUAGUACUGUGAGGGGAGACUAGCAGCAUGAUGAGAGUGAUGCUGAAUCCUUCUUCCAGGUCACCGCCUUCACCCUAGUCAGUGCCCUGAGUGUAAUGCUCAGCCUGGCCGGCUCCAUCCUCUCCUGCCAGAACGGGCAGCUGGUGAAAUCCUUUAAUUCCUGUAAGAAGGUGAGUGUGCCUCCUGUGCUAUGCUCUCAGCCCCAGGCUCAUCAGAUGGGGCUCUUAUCACUGCACUCUCUUCCCCAGGACAAUAACUGGUGCAUUUGCUGCCACCCCAUCAGCCAGCAGGAGGCAGUACCUGACUGCAGGGAAAUGGAGAAGCUGACCCUGUAUCCCAACCAUCAGUGUGACAGCAUCCGCAUCGCUCUGAAGCUGGCCCCUCAGAGAUCAACCUCUGUCAACCUGGAGUGCUUCUCUGCACAAGACGCCAUCCUGCAGCGCAUGAUGGAGUGUGAAGAGUUUGUGCCCCCUGUUCCUCCACCUCCAUAUUAUCCUCCAGAAUACACCUGCAGCUCGGAGACAGAUGCCCAGAGUAUUACAUACAAUGGAUCCAUGGACAGCCCCAUCCCUCUCUACCCAGUAGACUUCCCACCAUCAUAUGAGAGUGUGAUGGGGAUCCGAGAGGACAGCCAGGCCACAUUAUACGAUGCCCAAGCGAAUGAAGUCUUGUGUCUAAGCAUAUCAGACAGAAUCGACUCCACAGGCCACAGUGGUAAUGAGGACAGCAGUCCCUCAGAAGACUCUGUACUGCUGGAGAUGCAAGGCUCGGCCGGAUCUGUGGGUUAUGUCCAGUAUCGCUUCAUCAAGCGCAGCCGGGCUGACUACUGUCUCAGUGCUGAUUGCGGACAAUGUGGACAUCACCAGCAGAGCCCUACCAUAAGUCUGCAGGGACCUUUUGAGGAAGUGGUAGUUCCUCGAGUGAAAGGGGGGCGCUCUUUCUCCUGUUCUACACCCAGUGAUUGCCCCGAUCCUCCUUCCCAUGCAGAAAGUGGUGCCACACGGAGCUGUAACAGGCUGGAAACCAUUGGGUGCACAGUUGGUCCUUGUUUUCCAGAGUUACGAGUAAAAGGAAAGGUUUCGGAUGGAAGAGAAGUAAACAGGGGGUCUGGGUGUUCCCUGCUCCACAGCUCUCCCUGCCAGACCCCAGACUGUCCCCACCGCAGGUACAGUGAGAACACCCGGCCAAAGGCCCUGUCCAUAGACGUCACUCCCCGACUUGUCAUCCGCUCACACAGUGACCCAGGCAUCAGUUCAGAUUUUGGGGUCCCUGAUUACAGCAAGGUGCUAGAGGAGGACAGUGUCUCGACUUCCUCUGUGGAUGCAGGAUUAUAUGAAGGAGCCGGUUUACACAGACUGCGGCCGCCUGGCUCGCCAACGCUCCUUCGCACUAAUUCAGAUGGAAAGAGCAGGAUGCAUUUUACCCGUAAAGCCGUUCAGCGACUUUCCAGAAGUGGAGCUCUGUCUCUGGGAGACCUGAAGGGAGGGCGCAAUACCCGGGUGCUGGUGGCCAGGUUCCUGAAUAGGUCUCGGCGGAGUCUUAAGGAUGGAGGAGACAGCUGCAAACCGGCUCCGAAGAGUCCUCUUUCCUUCGAUUACGAGAGACGUCAGGCUGGGACACCCAUGCAGAGUUGUGGAGACCUCAGCUCUGCUUCUUCUCUACGUCGUCUUCUGUCCACCAGUCGGAGAGAAAACCGACGUCCUCAUAGCAUGAAUGGAACGUGUAAAGAGAGCCCUGAGUAAAGAGACUGCUCACCCAGAGACAUCACCUGCAUCCCGCCGCCGACGACAAGCACAAGAAGUGACCUUACAGCUCAGACCUCCUGAUUUCAUGCUUGUAGGACUUGCGCUGAGGGACACUGGGUCCAGGUUCUCACCUAUUUGCUUUGCAUGUUGAUUUCUUGCUGCGCUCAGAGUCCACACCUCCUGCACAUUAAGGGCUACCAACAAACUGUGCCCCGAGUCCUUCAGUAUUAUGGAGACUGCUCCCAGGGAGGAAUAAGAUCUUGUGUGUCAUAUUUUACUAAACCGUCUGAUG
Bufo bufo (common toad) is the source of this 5700-nucleotide messenger RNA. RefSeq names its product protein FAM189B-like. The transcript has 8 exons. Bases 3759 to 5405 code for a protein of 548 amino acids. Gene Ontology annotation, cellular component: membrane. NCBI's taxonomy places the organism in Eukaryota, Metazoa, Chordata, Amphibia, Anura, Bufonidae. The record is from RefSeq and is a predicted model, not a curated record.